This is a messenger RNA of Anopheles funestus (African malaria mosquito), 1778 nucleotides long. RefSeq names its product cytochrome P450 6d3-like. The record is from RefSeq and is a predicted model, not a curated record. The transcript is spliced from 2 exons. Gene Ontology annotation, molecular function: iron ion binding; monooxygenase activity; heme binding. The coding region runs from base 83 to 1561 and encodes 492 amino acids. NCBI's taxonomy places the organism in Eukaryota, Metazoa, Arthropoda, Insecta, Diptera, Culicidae.
ACUACUUGAACGUAGUUUGUUUCAUUAGAGAACUGCUAGCACUUCCUUGCUACAACUUACCAUCCGAAGUUUUACAUUCAAUAUGAUCCUUUACGCUAUCGCGCUGCUUCCAGUGAUUGUGUUUCUUGCACUAAAAUACGUCUACUCUUACUGGGAUCGGCACGGAAUCCCGAAUUUGAAACCAGAAAUUCCUUAUGGCAAUCUUCGAAUUUUGGCAGAAAAGAAAGAAUCGCUUAAUAUUGCCGUUAACAAUUUGUACACUCGAUCGACGGAUCGACUCGUCGGUGUGUAUCUGUUCUUCCGUCCGGCCAUUCUCAUCCGCGAUGCACACCUUGCCAAACGUAUCAUGGUGAACGAUUUCCAGCAUUUCCACGACCGUGGUGUGUACUGCAACGAACACGGUGAUCCCAUGUCUGCCAACCUGUUCGCCCUCCCCGGCCAACGAUGGAAAAAUCUCCGCGGAAAACUCACACCAACGUUCACUUCCGGCCAGCUGCGAAAUAUGCUUCCCACGUUUCUGGAUGUUGGCAAAAAACUGCAACAAUUUCUCGACAAUCUAGCGAUGGACCAUCAGAUUGUGAAUAUGCGCGACAUUGUUUCACGCUACGUGCUUGAUGUGGUGGCGUCCGUGUUUUUCGGCUUUGAAGCGAACUGUCUACACGAUCCGGACGAUCCGUUCCGGGUAGCGCUGCGGGAUUUAACCAAUCCGGAAAGCUUCCUCAACAACAUCCGAUCGGCUGGUGUGUUUCUGUGUCCCGGAUUGCUUAAGUUCACGGGCAUUAGCGCACUAGCGCCAGCGAUGAAAAAGUUUACGAUGGAAGUGAUCAGUUCCCAUCUGCAUCAGCGUGAAACGGGCCAGGUAACAAGGCGGGAUUUCAUCCAAAUGCUAACCGAUCUGCGCCGCAAGGCGGGAAACAAUGCGGAAGAUUCGCUCUCCGAGGCGCAGUGUGCGGCCAAUGUGUUUCUGUUCUAUGCUGCUGGUGCAGACACUUCAACUGCAGCUAUUUCGUUCACGCUGCACGAGCUUACGCACAACCCGGAAGUGAUGGGCAAAGUGCAACGUGAGAUUGAUGAGAUGAUGAACCGUUCCAAUGGUGAAAUUACGUACGAUAAUAUCAACGAGCUGAAGUAUCUGGAUAUGUGCAUUAAAGAAACGCUCCGAAUGUAUCCUGCGCUAGCUGUACUUAACCGGGAGUGUACGAUCGACUAUCCAGUCCCUGAUAGUGACAUUGUCAUUCGCAAGGGGACACAAGUCAUCAUUCCUCUGCUGGGCAUCAGUAUGAAUGAGAAAUACUUCCCAAAUCCAGAACUCUAUUCUCCCGAGCGAUUUGAUGAGGCCACAAAGAACUAUGAUGCAGACGCGUACUAUCCGUUCGGUGUUGGACCACGCAACUGUAUCGGUCUACGGCAAGGACUUCUGCUGUCAAAGAUUGCUCUAGUACUGAUGCUCACAAAAUUUGUCUUCUCUGCCACCAUACCGCGAAAGCUUUGCUUUGAACCUGUCGCUGUCACAUUGGCACCGAAAGGAGGAUUUCCGAUGAGGAUUGAAAGAAGAGCGUGACAAAAUAUAGUGACUGUGAUAUUUACCGUAAAUCAAAUGAGGUGACAAUUGUGGUCAAACCUGUUAAAGAGGUAACAUGCAAUGUCAGCCGUAGGUUAAGUUAUUUGCCGUAAAAGUAAUUAUAAUUUUAUUUUAAUGUCACUUCACUACCUUUUUCACCAAUAAAAAGUUAACCUAUCUUGGGUCAAGGUAAAAAAAAACUGCCGCGACAAUCGAA